Messenger RNA from Pogoniulus pusillus (Red-fronted tinkerbird), 2790 nucleotides. It is a transcript of the gene CHRNA4, whose product is annotated as cholinergic receptor nicotinic alpha 4 subunit. Gene Ontology annotation, biological process: regulation of membrane potential; synaptic transmission, cholinergic; monoatomic ion transmembrane transport. The transcript is spliced from 6 exons. Gene Ontology annotation, molecular function: acetylcholine receptor activity; acetylcholine-gated monoatomic cation-selective channel activity. NCBI's taxonomy places the organism in Eukaryota, Metazoa, Chordata, Aves, Piciformes, Lybiidae. The record is from RefSeq and is a predicted model, not a curated record. Gene Ontology annotation, cellular component: synapse; postsynaptic membrane; neuron projection. The coding region runs from base 454 to 2334 and encodes 626 amino acids.
GUGGGCAUUGGUGGCCCCUCGGCAGCAGAAGCUGAGCAGAGGCUGCCCAAAGGGCUGGGGGAAGGGUGAAAACAGCAAGCAGCAGCAGCAGCAGCAACAUAUAAAUCGAGCAGCCAAAACCACCCCGCAGGAAAGGAGAGAGGAGCGGGCAGGAGAGCCCAGGGAGGCUCUGUGCAUUCGCUCUCUCUUGACAGGAGCUUUCGGCAGCCCUUGGGCAUCUUUUCCAUCGGUGUCCCAGGGAAGAGCAUCCUUCAGGAGGAACAGCUGGAGACCAGACAGCAGAGAAAUCAAACAAAUCACCAGCGAUUAGCCCUUCCCAGGGGCAGGUGGGAGGGGGUGGGGGGGAGAGAGAAAGGAGUUUAGGGGAAUGAAGCUGGAGGAUGCUGAGACUCCGGGAGGAAAAGUUGCCCUGACGAGAGACUCUGCCUGCUAGAGCCUGAGCUCUGCUCCACGAUGGCAUUUCUUGUGUCUGAAGGAAACCUCCUGCUGCUGCUCUGUGCCAGCAUCUUCCCCGCCUUUGGCCAGGUGGAGACCCGAGCCCACGCGGAGGAGCGUCUGCUGAAGAAGCUCUUCUCUGGCUACAACAAGUGGUCCCGGCCGGUCGCCAACAUCUCUGACGUGGUGCUGGUCCGCUUCGGCUUGUCCAUUGCCCAGCUCAUCGAUGUGGAUGAGAAAAACCAAAUGAUGACCACGAACGUGUGGGUGAAGCAGGAGUGGCACGACUACAAGCUCCGCUGGGACCCCCAGGAGUACGAGAACGUCACAUCCAUCCGCAUCCCCUCCGAGCUCAUCUGGAGGCCAGACAUUGUCCUCUACAACAAUGCUGAUGGUGACUUUGCAGUCACUCACCUGACCAAGGCUCACCUCUUCUAUGAUGGCAGAAUCAAAUGGAUGCCACCUGCUAUCUAUAAAAGCUCCUGCAGCAUCGAUGUUACCUUCUUCCCCUUUGACCAGCAAAACUGUACAAUGAAGUUUGGCUCCUGGACUUAUGACAAAGCCAAGAUAGACCUGGUGAGCAUGCACAGUCAUGUGGACCAGCUGGACUACUGGGAGAGCGGGGAGUGGGUCAUCAUCAACGCUGUGGGCAAUUACAACAGCAAGAAAUAUGAAUGCUGCACUGAGAUCUACCCUGAUAUAACUUACUCCUUCAUUAUCCGGAGGCUGCCACUCUUCUACACCAUCAACCUGAUCAUCCCCUGCCUGCUGAUCUCCUGCCUGACCGUCCUGGUCUUCUACUUGCCCUCCGAGUGUGGAGAGAAGAUAACUUUGUGCAUCUCUGUGCUGCUGUCCCUCACCGUGUUCCUGCUGCUCAUCACAGAGAUCAUCCCAUCUACCUCCUUGGUCAUCCCUCUGAUUGGAGAGUAUCUCCUCUUCACCAUGAUAUUUGUUACCUUGUCUAUCAUCAUCACUGUCUUUGUGCUCAACGUGCACCAUCGCUCCCCACGUACCCACACGAUGCCUGACUGGGUGAGGAGGAUCUUCCUCGACAUCGUCCCACGCCUCCUCUUCAUGAAACGUCCCUCCACUGUGAAAGACAACUGCAAGAAGCUCAUAGAAUCCAUGCACAAAGUAUCCAACACACCAAGGCUCUGGGCAGAGAUCGAUGUGGAUCCCAACUUCACUACCUCAUCUUCCCCCAGCCCCCAGAGUAACGAACCAUCCCCCACAUCGUCCUUCUGUGCCCACCUCGAGGAGCCGACCAAACCUCAGCCUAUCUGCAAAUCCCCUUCUGGGCAGUAUACUGUGCUGCACCCAGAGCCUGUGCCAGUGACCUGCUCCUCUCCACAACCCUCAUGCCACCCCCUGAGGGACACUCAGACCACCUCCAUCUUGAAAGGCAGAUCACUAAGUGUUCAGCAGAUGUACAGCCCCAACAAGGCAGAGGAAGGGAGCAUCCGCUGUAGGUCCCGGAGCAUCCAGUACUGCUACCUGCAGGAGGACUCAUCCCAGACCAACGGCCAGUCCACCACUGGAGGCUCUCCAGCCUCUCAGAGGUGCCACCUGAACGAAGAGCAGCCCCAGCACAAGCGACCUCAGUGCAAGUGCAAGUGCAAAAAGAGGGAGGCUGCUGGCUCAGCAGCUCCAGGGAGCAAAGCUCCCAGCGCCAAGGAGCAGCACCUGGUGCUGAUGUCCCCAGCGCUGAAGCUGGCGGUGGAAGGCGUUCACUACAUCGCCGACCACCUGCGAGCAGAGGACGCGGACUUCUCGGUGAAAGAAGACUGGAAGUACGUUGCCAUGGUCAUUGACAGGAUCUUCCUCUGGAUGUUCAUCAUCGUGUGCUUGCUGGGAACUGUUGGCCUCUUCCUUCCACCAUGGUUGGCAGGAAUGAUCUAAGUAUAAGCCCUGAAGGAUGGGAGUAUAUCCCCCUCUGUGGAUUUCAAGUCACCUGGAAGGAGAGGAGAGAAGCAGAGGAGGAGGCAGCCCUUUGAAUAAUUUACCAUGUGUCUGUGCUUGAGUUGUUCCAGAGCUUUCUGGGAAUACUUUCUGAGGUCACACCAUUUUGCCAAGCCAUUUUCCACCUCCUCCAUCUAAUUUAGAGGGGGAGGAAAAAAAGGUUCUCAUUAAAAUCUGUACAUAGCAUGGUGGCAUUCAUUGGCAUCCACUCAGCAGUGUAAGAACACGAGCUCUUGUUCCCUAAAGCAGCACAAGAAGAGGCUUCACAUCUACAAACCAAUUAGCUCCAGUUGUCUCCAGAGGUCUCAGUGUGCCCUGCCUAGCUGAAUACUGAAGUGGUCCAGGACCAUGCAUCUCUGUAUGAGUCAUUUUCUAAAUAAAAGUCCAGAUUUGGGA